GGCCGGCGGCCGCUCCCCUCGCUCAUCCCCGGUAAAUUACUGGGUCCGCCGGCGGCCGCGGUAUAAAGCCGCCCGCACACUGGCGCCCCGUCCCUGCCGCGGACGCCCCACCAUGAGGCCAGCGCUGGUGCUCCUGCUUCUGGCUGUGCUGUGCGCCGGCGCGGCCCGGGCCCUGCACUGCCACGUGUGCUGCGGCCACGCCAACUGUGAGUCCCUGGUGGAGUGUGCCCAGACCGACAAGUUCUGUGUGAUCACACGGGCCACCAACCCCGGCGGCAUCCUGGUGAUGAAGUCGUGCGCCCCGACCUGCCCCAACAGCACCCUGCUGUCCGCGGACGGCCGCGCCCUCUCCGUGUUCUGCUGCGAGGGCAGCCAGUGCAACCGCAACGGCGCCGGGGGCCGGGCGGGCGGCCUGCGGGCGGGCGCCUGGGGCGGCCUGCUGUGGGCGCUGCUCUGGGCCGCCCGGUGAGCCCA
This is a messenger RNA of Pipistrellus kuhlii (Kuhl's pipistrelle), 474 nucleotides long. Its product is annotated as lymphocyte antigen 6D-like. Gene Ontology annotation, molecular function: acetylcholine receptor inhibitor activity. The record is from RefSeq and is a predicted model, not a curated record. The transcript is spliced from 3 exons. Bases 113 to 469 code for a protein of 118 amino acids. Lineage: Eukaryota; Metazoa; Chordata; Mammalia; Chiroptera; Vespertilionidae.